Messenger RNA from Ornithorhynchus anatinus (platypus), 1443 nucleotides. It is a transcript of the gene KRT18, whose product is annotated as keratin 18. Gene Ontology annotation, cellular component: keratin filament. Bases 64 to 1392 code for a protein of 442 amino acids. Gene Ontology annotation, biological process: intermediate filament cytoskeleton organization. Gene Ontology annotation, molecular function: structural molecule activity. The transcript is spliced from 7 exons. The record is from RefSeq and is a predicted model, not a curated record. Lineage: Eukaryota; Metazoa; Chordata; Mammalia; Monotremata; Ornithorhynchidae.
CCUUCCCGCUCCCACUCGCCCGGCCGCCUCUCAGCUCGCCCUGUGCGCUCCCUCCUCGGCCCGAUGAUGAAUUUCGCCCCGUCGGCCCGCAGCUACCGGUCCUCGAGCAGCUAUCGGUCGUCGAAUGUUUUUCGGUCGUCGGGGUCGUCGGGCCCCCGGCCCAGCAGCGCCGCCAGCAUCUACGCCGGGGCCGGGGGCUCGGGCAGCCGCGUGUCCCGGGUCUUCGUGUCCGGCCCGGGGAGCCCGGCCCGCUUCCAGCCCCGGCCCGGCGCGCUGGGGUCCGGCCCGGGCCUGGGCCUGGGCCUGGCCGGCGGCCCGGAGAACGACAAGCAGAAGAUGCAGGGGCUGAACGAGCGGCUGGCCAGCUACCUGGAGCAGGUGCGGGGCCUGGAGGCCGACAACCACCGGCUGGAGGCCCAGAUCCGCCAGCACCUGGACAACAGGGCCCCCCACACCCAAGACUGGACGCCCUUCUUCAAGACCAUCGAGGACCUCCGGGCCGAGAUCUUUGCCAAGUCCGUGGAGAAUGCCAACCUUGUCCUCAACAUUGACAACGCCAGGCUGGCGGCCGAUGAUUUCAGAAUCAAGUAUGAGACGGAAUUGGCUAUGCGCCAGUCAGUGGAGAGUGAUAUCCAUGGGCUCCGCAAGGUCAUCGACGACACCAACAUGAAUCGGAUGCAGCUGGAGACCGAGAUCGAGACGCUCAAGGAGGAGCUGCUCUACAUGAAGAAGAGUCACCAGGAGGAGGUGGAGGGCCUGCAGAGAGAAAUCGCGGGCUCCGGGCUGACGGUGGAGGUGGACGCCCCCAAGACCCAGGACCUGGGCCAGGUCAUGGCCGAACUCCGGGCCAAGUACGAAGCGCUGGCCGAGGAGAACCGCAAGGAGCUGGACAAGUAUUGGUCCCAGCAGAUCGAGGAGAGCACGAUCGUGAUGACCUCGCGCUGUGAAGAGGUGGAGAAGGCCAGGGGCGAGGUCACCGACCUGCGCCGAAGCCUCCAAACCCUGGACAUCGAGCUGGACACCCUGAGAAACCUGAAGGGCAACCUGGAGGCCAACCUGCAGGAGGUGGAGAUGCGCUACAGGCUGCAGCUGGACCAGCAAAACGCGCUGCUGAUGCACCUGGAGGCGGAGCUGGCCAAGGUGCGGGCCGAGUGUCAGCAGCAGGCGCAGGACUACGGGGCCCUGCUGGACGUCAAGAGCAAGCUGGUGAACGAGAUCGACAUGUACCGCAAGCUGCUCGACGGCAACGACGACUUCAGCCUCCGCGACGCCCUGGACAGCAAGAGCAACAGCAAUCCUGGCAUCGUGCAUAGCUUCCACAAGACCACCCGGACCGUCGUGGAUGGCAAGGUGGUGUCCGAAACCAGCGACUCCAAGGUCAUCCGCCACUAGGCCCCGCCACGGGCCUCGUGUGGCGGCCAAUAAAGGCUCGAAUGGGAUGAA